UGGGGAACAUUUAUUAGAUUAGGGUUUCUGUUUUCACUUUCAGUUCUCUCUUCUCUCACACACAAACUCUCUCUCUCACACACAAACACACAACAAUGGAAGCAAUCACCGAAGGAGUUAACAACAUUAACAUCUCUGAUUCUAUUAAGAAGAAUCGCAUUCAAGUCUCCAACACCAAAAAACCCCUCUUCUUUUACGUUAAUCUCGCUAAGAGGUAUAUGCAACAGCAUAAUGAGGUUGAGCUUUCAGCACUUGGAAUGGCUAUUGCUACUGUGGUUACUGUUGCUGAAAUUUUGAAAAACAACGGUCUUGCUGUUGAAAAGAAAAUCAUGACAUCAACAGUUGACAUAAAAGAUGAUUCCAGAGGUAGACCUGUCCAAAAGGCCAAGAUUGAAAUAUUACUCGGGAAGACUGCAAACUUUGACGAGUUGAUGGCUGCUGCCGCUGCAGCUGCUGAAAAUGGGGAAAAUGGAGAUGUUGAAGAGCACACUGCAUGAAGUUCAGUUCAUCAAUAUCACACCUGUCUUGGGUUAAGUCAUGUCCUUUGAAUGAAUUGUUUGAUUGUUGUUAGUAGAUAGCAGACAACAUAGAAUUUGUUAUAGACUGACAUGCAAUGUUGAGCUACCUAAUUCCUUCAUUUCUUUUCUUUAUAAAUAGAAGGUUUCAUAUUUCAUGUUUCAA
Molecule: messenger RNA, 681 nt
Organism: Trifolium pratense (red clover)
Lineage: Eukaryota; Viridiplantae; Streptophyta; Magnoliopsida; Fabales; Fabaceae
Exons: 5
Coding region: 96-497 (133 amino acids)
Cellular component (GO): nucleus
Molecular function (GO): RNA binding
Source: RefSeq, a predicted model, not a curated record